Messenger RNA from Adineta steineri, 1518 nucleotides. The record is from the annotation of a GenBank genome assembly. Lineage: Eukaryota; Metazoa; Rotifera; Eurotatoria; Adinetida; Adinetidae.
AUGAUGUUCUUACCUAUUCUUCUUAUCGGCAUCAUCAUAUUUUUGAUCAGCUAUGUAAUUUAUCAUCGUUACAGUUAUUUUUUUCGCCGUUCAAUCCCAUCUCCAGCUAUAACUUCGAUAAUAUUUGGUCAUUUAUCUGAACUGUGGUCAGUACAAUCUUAUUCUGAACAACUUCGUCAAUGGACUCUUCAGUAUGGUUCUAUCUAUGGUACUUUUGAAGGAACUCGUCCUCUCUAUGUUGUCUCUGAUAUGAAAUUUAUUGAAGAAGUUUAUGUCAAACAAUUUGCUCGUUUUUAUGCAAGACGAACAGCAUUUUCCAGUCGGAUAUUAGGCAAUACACGUUCGAAUGUAUUUACAGCGAAUCUUCCACAAUUAUGGAAACGACAACGAAUGAUACUUAAUCCAACAUUUAGUGGAGCAAAAAUGAGACGAUUAUUACCAACAGUUGAUAUAUGUAUUAAUACAUUUCUCGAAAGAUUAUCGAUGAUCACAGAUGGAACAAUUAUCAAUAUUUAUGAAAUAUAUAAACGAUUAACAAUGGAUGUUAUAUGUCAAUGUGCAUUUAGUAUUGAUACAAAAGUUCAAAAUGAUAUGAAUAAUAAUAAUAUUUAUAUGAAAAAGAUUGAAGAAUUAUUUGCCAAAGAUUUUGAACGUACUAAUCUGGGAAAAAUACAUCGUAUUAUUUCUAAUACAAGAUUAGCUCGGAUAUGUUCACUUCUAUAUCAAUUGAAACAGUUUUUUCAUUGUCAAACUUCUUCACUUCCAGCAAAUUUUUGGUUAAUUGAAAAUAUGCAAAAAUUUAUUCAACAAAGAGUAAUUGAAUUAGAUCAUAAGAAAAGAGUAGAUGAUUUUAUUCAAUUAAUGAUUGAUGCUGUUCAUUCCGAAAAAGGACAAUUAUCAUCCUCUGAACUGUUCAGUAAUGCAUUCGUUUUAUUAAUAGCUGGUUUUGAAACAACAUCAACCGCACUUGGUUAUUGUACAUAUCGUCUUGCCAUUCAUCAAGAUAUUCAAGCAAAAUUAUAUGAAGAAAUUCUUGAACAUUGGUCCUCGGAGACUAAUUCUUAUGAUGUUAUUAUGACGAAAUUAACUUAUUUGGAUUAUUUUGUCAAGGAAGUUUUACGUAUGUAUCCUAUUGCUAUUCAAGCGAUUAAUCGUCAAUGUAUGGAAGAUACUGAUGUCGUUGGAUAUCAGAUAGAAAAAGGUUCAUUAAUUCAAGUCGAUGUAUUCUCAGUACAUUUUAAUCAGGAACUAUGGGGUCCCGAAGCAGUUGAAGAAUUUCAUCCAGAACGUCAUUCACAAAAACGAAAUCCAUUAGCUUUUUUGACAUUCGGCGCUGGACCACGUACAUGUCUUGGUAUGCGAUUUGCCCUUAUGGAAAUAAAAUUAUGUUUAGUUAGACUAAUUAAUGAAUAUCAGCUUUUACCAGCAUCAGAUGAAAAAUAUAAGAUGAAUAUACGUGAACAUAUUGUUAUUCAACCGGAAAAGGUCUUUGUUAGACUUGAAAAACGAUCCGCGUGA